AUGCUGAAUGGUCUUGCCGUCUGGAUUUUCUUCCACAUAAGAAACAAGACUAGCUUCAUUUUGUAUCUGAAGAAUAUAAUGGUUGCUGAUCUGCUCAUGACAGUGUCCUUUCCAUUUAAAAUUGUGCAUAUCUCUGGGAUUGCUCCAUGGCAUUUCAAUGUCUACCUCUGUCGCUAUACCAGCAUCUUGUUCUACACAAGCAUGUACAUUAGCAUUGUCUUCCUUGGGCUAAUUAGUAUUGACAGAUACCUAAAAGUGGUAAAACCAUUUGGUAGUUCAAAAAUGUACAGUAUCAAGUUCACAAAGAUGGUGUCUAUAUGUGUUUGGAUGGCCAUGUUCUUGUUUGCCUUGCCGAAUGUUAUCCUUACAAAUGCACAGCCAACCAGAGAUAAUAUCAAUGACUGCAAAAAACUCAAGAGCCCAGUUGGAGCUAAAUGGCAUGAAGCAACUACUUAUAUUAAUAUGUUGAUGUUCUUCACUGUUAUGGUGGUGUUAAUUGUAUGUUACAUUUCAAUUUCCCACCACAUCCAAAAAUCCAGCAAACCUUUUAUCAGUUGUUCAAGCCGGACAAGAAGACACAAUCAGAGCAUACGAGUUGUUGUAGCGGUGUUUUUUGUAUGUUUUUUGCCCUAUCACCUUUGUGGGCUGCCCUUCCUCUUCAGCCAGCUGGAUACAGUUUUGGAUAAGGAUGUAUACAAAAUCUUAGUAUACUGCAAGGAAGCUACUCUCUUUCUUUCAGCCUGCAAUGUAUGUCUGGACCCUAUCAUCUAUUUCUUCAUGUGCAGAUCCUUUUCUCAGAGGCUGUUCAACAGAGCAAGCAUCCGAUCGAGGAGUGAGAGCAUAAAAUCUCUACAGAGUGUGCGGAAAUCAGAAGUACGGAUAUACUGUGAAUAUACCGAGGUGUGA
Messenger RNA from Staurois parvus, 906 nucleotides. NCBI's taxonomy places the organism in Eukaryota, Metazoa, Chordata, Amphibia, Anura, Ranidae. The record is from the annotation of a GenBank genome assembly.